Molecule: messenger RNA, 3213 nt
Organism: Colletotrichum truncatum
Lineage: Eukaryota; Fungi; Ascomycota; Sordariomycetes; Glomerellales; Glomerellaceae
Product: l-ascorbate oxidase
Molecular function (GO): monooxygenase activity; copper ion binding; oxidoreductase activity, acting on paired donors, with incorporation or reduction of molecular oxygen
Source: RefSeq, a predicted model, not a curated record
AUGCUGUCAUUCGUUUCUGUUCUUUGUUUUGUCGUCUCACUGACGCAAGUCGGAGCUUGGGCACCACGUACUUCUGGACACGGUGCUCCAGGCCAUUAUGGAGGAACACAUGAGCAUGGCGCUGCGUUCACCCCGGACCACGUCUUGAGGGUGACCUAUGAGAAUAUUUCAAUUGGCUGCCAGACGCGCAUGUCAGCAGUUGUCAAUGGAAGUCUUCACGGGCCAACUCUGAGGCUUAGGCCAGGAAGAAGGAGUUGGAUUAGGGUAUACAACGACAUGGAGGAAUACAACACGACAAUGCACUGGCACGGUCUUAGCAUGCGAAUGGCGCCCUUUUCGGAUGGCACGCCAGCAGCCAGUCAAUGGCCGAUUCCAGCAGGGCGGUUUUUUGACUACGAAGUCUAUCCUUUGAAAUCAGAGGCCGGCACAUACUUCUACCACUCGCACGUUGGCUUUCAGGCCAUGACAGCAUCUGGGCCUUUGAUCGUUGAAGAUAAAGCUCAGCCUCCAUACGCCUACGAUGAAGAGCGAAUCAUCUCUUUUUCGGACUAUUUCAACAAAACCGAUCACCAAAUCGAGAAGGGCUUGACCGCUACACCAUUCGUUUGGUCAGGCGAAACCAACGCAGUUCUCAUCAAUGGUGUCGGUGUCUCUAUUGGUGAGACAGGAGGCAAAGGAGACUGUAAACUUCCGGUGAUUGAUGUCGAGCCGGGAAAGACUUAUCGCUUGCGCUUCAUUGGUGCUACCGCCAUCUCACUCGUACAAAUGGGCAUAGUCAACCACGAGAACUUUACCAUCAUUGCCGCAGAUGGCUCAUAUACCAAGCCGCACUCAGAAAGGUUCAUGCAAGUUUCUACAGGUCAACGCUUUGAUGUAAUUUUCAAGGCCAAAAGCGAAGAGGAGCUGGGCGGAACAACUGACUUCCUGAUCCAAUUUGAGACCAAGGACCGCCCAAAAGUCUAUCACGGUUAUGGUAUUCUUCGCUACUCCAAGGCAAAGCCGCAGAUCACCGAGGCACCUACUGGCCCGCCUUUAAAGUUCUCCAACGAAACAUACAGUUGGGCUGAGUAUGCUUUGGAGCCUUUGAAGCCUAACAACUUCCCCAAAGCAAGCGAGGUGACCCGUCGCGUACACAUCGAUAGUAGACAGCUCACUUCACAGUCAAUCAUCUGGCAGAUGAAUGGCCUUGAAUGGAACGAAACAUCGUCGCCGUACGCAGGGGACAAGCCAUACCUCAUCAAUAUCUAUGAGAAUGGUCCCGCUGCAAUUCCUAAUUAUACCGCGGCGGUUAACAACAAUGGCUGGGACCCGACAACACUCACUUGGCCAGCAAAAUUGGGCGAGGUGCUCGAGAUUGUUCUCCACAAUACUGGUUCCCUUGUCAACGGCAAUGGUGGCGUGGAUUUCCAUCCCUUCCAUGCCCACGGGGGUCAUUAUUGGGACAUUGGAAGUGGCAAUGGAACGUAUAACGCCACGGAGAAUGAGAAAAAGCUGGAGAACUACAACCCUGUACGCCGAGAUACGACGAACCUGUACCGAUAUGGCGAAAAGACAACGUCAGGUGCCAACGCCGGCUGGAGAGCCUGGCGCUUGCGUGUAGAGGACGCGGGCGUCUGGAUGAUUCACUGUCAUAUUCUGCAGCACAUGGUGAUGGGCAUGCAGAGUGUCUGGGUCAUGGGAGAUUACCAAGACAUCACAGGCGUUCCAUUCGUGGAUGCGGCUGGAUACCUCGAAUAUGGCGGAAAUGCGACUGGCAACACCACAUUUGCACCCAGAGUCGUGCUUUACAGCGCAGGAAGCGCGAUAUACAACAUCUUUUUCCACCCUCUGAGGCAUUAUCCUGGCCCUCGAUUAUGGGCGGCCAGUCGACUUCCAUGGAACCUUGUCAAUCUCAAAGGCAACCUAGCCUGGAAGAUCCGCCAACUGCACGACAGUUAUGGUCCAAUUGUAAGAAUUGCGCCAGAUGAACUCUCAUACACCAGCUCCUCCGCGUGGAAGAAGAUAUAUGGCCAACGUUCACCUGAAUUCGUCAAGUGCUUCGAUGGACGCGGAAUCGCGGGACCAAGCGUUACUAACCCAGCGGUUCGCAAUGGCGGAAUCGUGACGGCUGACCAGGAGCCACAUGCUCGACUUCGCAAGGCAGUUUUACCAGCCUUUAGCGACCGGGCGUUAAAAGAACAAGAAGAGAUUCUACAGCUUUACGCGAGCAAGUUGGUGAAUCAACUUCGAUCAUCAAGCCGGAGCGGAGCUCCGCAGGAUUUGGGAAAGUGGUUCAGCUUGGCUGCAUUCGACAUUAUCAGUGAUUUGGCCUUCGGUCAGGCUGCCGGUUGUCUUGAUGAUGCGUCUCAGCCGUGGUUACAAGUCAUCGGGACCCGAGCAAAGAGCAUUGUGCGGUAUCAAUUUGCCAUUCACUAUGGCCUCGAGGGAUGGCUGGAGUGGCUUGCCCCGAAAGCGCAGAAAGCAGCCUUGAAAAAGCACGGCGAAUUGGCAGCUGCAAAGGUCAAGAAGAGGCUUCAGCAAACAGAGAACAAGAAGGACUUCAUGAGCUACAUUCUAGAAAACCCGCAGGCUGACUUGAGCAACGCGGACCUUGUCAGAAUGGCUUCUGCUUUUAUUGUCGCAGGCAGCGGUACCACCUCGACCGCACUUUCUGGUAUCACAUACCUUUUGUGCAGCAACUCUGACAAACACAUCAAAUUGACACAAGAGAUCCGAAAUGCUUUUUCCAAAGAAGAAGAAAUAACAAUCUCUUCGACAGGCGAGCUACGCUAUCUGAAAGCGGUUAUCGAAGAAGCAUUGCGGAUCUAUCCUCCAAGCCCCAGUGCUCUGCCGCGUUUUGUUCCCGGUGCUGGAGAGGAGAUCGAUGGGAAAUGGGUUCCUGGAGGUACGGCGGUAGGAGUUCAUCAGCUUUCAGCCGGCCAUUCGAAGGUCAACUGGACAAGGUCCGGCGAGUUUAUCCCCGAGCGCUGGAUGGACAGCAGUGCCGAAUUCAAUGCAGACGACAAGCCUGCAAGUCAACCGUUCUCUUUUGGCCCCAGAAAUUGCAUUGGCAAAAGCAUGGCCUACGCAGAACUGCGGAUUGUUAUGGCAAAGCUGCUUUGGGAAUUUGACCUUGAACUCAUUGAUGGUUCUCAGGACUGGAUGGAUGAGCAGAAAGUUUACCUUAUUUGGCAAAAAGUGCCGCUAUUGGUGAGAUGUCGCUCUAGGUUCUAG